Molecule: messenger RNA, 2820 nt
Organism: Knipowitschia caucasica
Lineage: Eukaryota; Metazoa; Chordata; Actinopteri; Gobiiformes; Gobiidae
Source: the annotation of a GenBank genome assembly
AUGGAAGAGACAGGAAAGGAGACCAGGAGGAGACAGGAGGAGGACACAGGAAGAGACAGGAGGAGACAGGAGGAGACCAGGAGGAGACCAGGAGGAGACCAGGAGGAAACAGGAAGGGACCAGAAGGAGACCAGAAGGAGACAGGAGGAGACCAGAAGGAGACAGGAAAAGACAGUAAGAGACAGGAAGAGACAGGCGGAGACCAGGCGGAGACCAGGAGGAGACCAGGAGGAGGACACAGGAGGAGACCAGGAGGAGACCAGAAGGAGACCAGAAGGAGACAGGAGGAGACAGGAGGAGACCAGAAGGAGACCAGAAGGAGACAGGAGGAGACCACAAGGAGACAGGAAGAGACAGGAAAGGACACGAGGAGACAGGAGGAGGACACAGGAAGAGACAGGAAGGGACAGGAGGAGACCAGGAGGAGACCAGGAGGAGACAGGAAGGGACCAGAAGGAGACAGGAGGAGACCAGAAGGAGACAGGAAAGGACCAGAAGGAGACCAGGAGGAAACAGAAAGGGACCAGAAGGAGACAGGAGGAGGACGCAGGAGGAGACCAGGAGGAGGAGACCAGGAGGAGACCACAGCCUGAGAGCACAGGCCCCUCCCACCUCCAGCCUGAGCCCACAAGCCCCUCCCACCUCCAGCCUGAGAGCACAGGACCCUCCCACCUCCAGCCUGAGAGCACAGGCCCCUCCCACCUCCAGCCUGAGCGCACAGGCCCCUCCCACCUCCAGCCUGAGAGCACAGGCCCCUCCCACCUCCAGCCUGAGCGCACAGGACCCUCCCACCUCCAGCCUGAGAGCACAGGCCCCUCCCACCUCCAGCCUGAGCGCACAGGCCCCUCCCACCUCCAGCCUGAGAGCACAGGCCCCUCCCACCUCCAGCCUGAGCGCACAGGCCCCUCCCACCUCCAGCCUGAGAGCACAGGCCCCUCCCACCUCCCACCUCAGACCACAGGCUCCUACCUCCCACCUCAGUACCUGGGACCCUGGGAAGUCCUGGGUCCAGACCAGCUGUGCUCACAUCACUGGGACACCACGGUCACUGAUAUAGAUAGAAAUACAGACAACUGUGGGACUAGGCCAGAGGAGGAAACAGAACGCCCAGUGGAUUCAGGAUGGGUCAAAUGCAGACGACAGAGGGUCAAAUGCAGACGACAGAGGGUCAAAGGCAGACGACAGAGGGUCAAAGGCGGACGACAGAGGGUCAAAGGCGGACGACAGAGGGUCAAAGGCAGACGACAGUGGGUCAAAGGCGGACGACAGAGGGUCAAAGGCGGACGACAGAGGGUCAAAGGCGGACGACAGAGGGUCAAAGGCGGACGACAGAGGGUCAAAGGCGGACGACAGAGGGUCAAAGGCAGACGACAGAGGGUCAAAGGCAGACGACAGAGGGUCAAAGGCGGACGACAGAGGGUCAAAGGCGGACGACAGAGGGUCAAAGGCGGACGACAGAGGGUCAAAGGCGGACGACAGAGGGUCAAAGGCGGACGACAGAGGGUCAAAGGCGGACGACAGAGGGUCAAAGGCAGACGACAGAUGGUAAAAGGCAGACGACAGAGGGUCAAAGGCGGACGACAGAGGGUCAAAGGCGGACGACAGAGGGUCAAAGGCGGACGACAGAGGGUCAAAGGCGGACGACAGAGGGUCAAAGGCGGACGACAGAGGGUCAAAGGCGGACGACAAAGGGUCAAAGGCAGACGACAGAGGGUCAAAGGCGGACGACAGAGGGUCAAAGGCAGACGACAGAGGGUCCACAACAGAGGGUCAAAUGCAGACGACAUAGGGUCAAAUGCAGACGACAGAGGGUCAAAGGCAGACGACAGAGGGUCAAAGGCAGACGACAGAGGGUCAACGACAGAAGGUCCAAUGCAGACGACAGAGGGUCAAAUGCAGACGACAGAGGGUCAAAGGCAGACGACAGAGGGUCAACGACAGAAGGUCCAAUGCAGACAACAGAGGGUCAAAUGCAGACGACAGAGGGUCAAAGGCAGACGACAGAGGGUCAACGACAGAAGGUCCAAUACAGACAACAGAGGGUCAAAUGCAGACGACAGAGGGUCAAAUGCAGACAAUAGAAGGUCAAAGGCAGACGACAGAGGGUCAAAUACAGACAGAAGGUCAAAUACAGACGACAGAGGGUCAAAUGCAGACGACAGAGGGUCAACGACAGACGACAGAGGGUCAACGACAGACGACAGAGGGUCAACGGCAGACGACAGAGGGUCAAAGGCAGACGACAGAGGGUCAAAGGCAGACGACAGAGGGUCAAAGGCAGACGACAGAGGGUCAAAGGCAGACGACAGAGGGUCCACGACAGAGGGUCAAAUGCAGACGACAGAGGGUCAAAUGCAGACGACAGAGGGUCAAAUGCAGACGACAGAGGGUCAACGACAGAAGGUCCAAUGCAGACGACAGAAGGUCAAAUGCAGACGACAGAAGGUCAAAUGCAGACGACAGAAGGUCAAAUGCAGACGACAGAAGGUCAAAUGCAGACGACAGAAGGUCAAAGGCAGACGACAGGGUAAAAGGCAGACGACAGAGGGUCAAAGGCAGACGACAAAGGGUCAAAGGCAGACGACAGAGGGUCCACGACAGAAGGUCAAAUGCAGACGACAGAGGGUCAAAUGCAGACGACAAAGGGUCAAAUGCAGACAACAGAGGGUCAACGACAGAAGGUCCAAUGCAGACGACAGAGGGUCAAAUGCAGACGACAGAGGGUCAAAUGCAGACGACAGAGGGUCAAAUGCAGACGACAGAGGGUCAAAUGCAGACGACAGAGUCAAAUGCAGACGACAAAGGUUCAAAUGCAGAUGA